UCCCUUCAAAAAUAUGAGCUUUUUGAGUUCAAACUUUUUGCUGGGCUUUAUAUUCUUCCCUCUACCAAAUUUCCUGAGAGCUGGAAAUGGAAGACAAUGACCCAUGGCUAGCCCGAGACAAGCUCUAUCAUCUCCUCUUCUGCUUCUCUCUCACCCUCCUCUUCUCCACAUUAGCCGCCCGAACCCCCUACCCGUUUCUACGCCGCCACUCUAUUCGGGUCGGAUCACUCCUAUCUCUCUCAGCCGGCGCCGCCAAGGAGUUCGCCGACGAGCUCGGCUUCUUCCACUCCGCCGGAGCCUCCGCUAAAGACGCCGUCGCCAAUUUCCUCGGCGUCGUCAUCGCUUCCCUCCUGCUUUAUCUGCUUAACCACUUGGCCCGAUCCGAUAAUGAUGCGGGUCGGAUCAAAGAGGUCUCCAUCGUCUGAACAGAAAAGGUGGGCUCUUGGCUCGUAGGGUUUGAUGGGUCAUUGUGGGAAUUUGGGAUUUGGAGAAAUAAGAAUCGGGCAUUUUGGUUUUCGAUGAACACCUGAAGUAGUGGUAACUUUUGCCUCAUGUGAGAUGUGACUCUGGACAGGAUGUAUCUAAAUGCAAGUGGCAAAGCUGGAAAAGAACAAAGUUAAUUCCUCAUAUGCCUGAUAACAACAUAUGAUAUCCUUUUUCUCUUCAAAGACAAAGAAAUAAUUGGAAAUAUCGUUUCCAAGUCUAGAAUUUUCUUUAGUUAAUUAUUGUAGAUUAAUAAUAGACUGAGAGUCCUCUGGGUGUUGCAUGUAUUUUCUUCUUCAGUAGGUUAAUUGAUGAUUCAUCUUUCCUUAAGUACGAUACGUAUAUCAUAAUUUGGAAAGCAAAGGUAUCAUCAGAUUUAAGCUUAUUUGGAGACAGGUUUGUAAAAUUAUGGCUGAUGGUAGAGGCAGCAAUUGUGUAUUACAAUAUAUGUUUAUAGGUACCCUGUAUGGCUGAUGCUAGAGUCAAUACUUCUGGCAUUAUUCAAAAUAGGGCACCUAAUGUGCUUUGUAUGGAGAUAAGCUUAUAGUUUGUUUGUCGUAAAAAUAAUCUUGGCAUAGACCAUUUGUUUCUUCACUUCCCUUUCAUCCUAAGCUUUUUAACACUUCCGCCCAAUUUGUUCUGCGUGAUUUCCAUUAUGUGAGUAAUAUUGACAGAGAUAUAAAGUUUCGUUGAGGGCUAUGAGGAAGAAAAUGAACAGUUGAUGGUAUAAAAUUUGUUUUUGGGCAUCUUUGUGGGCCACAGUUUCCCUGCCUUUAAAGAAAGAAAAUAAAAUUUUGGGAUGUACCCUUCUCAUGUGGAUCAGAGGGAGGCAGUUAAGAUCAUUUUGUGCAUAAUUGAUCUGAUGUAUACUGAGAUCAUUCUGUAUCUGGUUUUUUGAAAUAUUCAGAGGUUGUGGGUAUGAUGCUGUUUGCAUUGGUGGACUGCUUGUGCACUUUCGUUGUAUUGCUGUACUUCUGUUAAUCGAUUGUGGAAAUAUAUGUGUGUGUGUGUCAACACUUUUCAUCAGGACAAUCAAGUGUAUAAGCUAGUUUGAGUUUGGAAAAUACAGUGAUCAAUGUAAACAAUGGUCCAAGGUGUGUUAUUCAAAUGUUGGUGUUCGCCAUGGACAUGAAUCACAUGAUCACCUUCUAUAUUUUUGUAAAAAUAGGAAAAGCUAGCAUAUGUUAUACACCUUCCAAUCAUUUGCAAGAUUCAACCUAAUUGAGUUGCAAUGCUGUUUCUGCAUUUGCUUGAUGAAGGUGUUGAGAAGUCAUCUUCUGAAGCUUCUUGUCAAAGGCUUUUCAUGAUUUUCACCUUCUUCCUCGGGCAGCUUGACUGCUGUGUAGGUUCCCGCCCCGCAGAGUGCCCCAAGAAUUGGUGCAGUGAAG
Rosa rugosa (rugosa rose) is the source of this 1871-nucleotide messenger RNA. RefSeq lists its product as uncharacterized. The record is from RefSeq and is a predicted model, not a curated record. Bases 87 to 425 code for a protein of 112 amino acids. Lineage: Eukaryota; Viridiplantae; Streptophyta; Magnoliopsida; Rosales; Rosaceae. The transcript is spliced from 3 exons.